AUGUCAUUCUUCGGCUUUGAUACUACCCUGCCGAGGGAUAGACUUCCCCCGGGAGACAAAAGGGGGUUUUUCGAGGCUCCUGAUCCGUUUGCCGAAAUCGCUCGUGCUGGAGCAGGACACCCGGGCAACGACGACGACGAUGCUAUCGAUUUUGAGGACACCUACGAUGGUCUAGGAGAUCAGCUAGACGAUGACCAGGAUGCCUUCAACGACGAUACCUUUGGUGAAGGCGGUCCCACCGCGGUGGGCAAGGAUUUUGACUUCUUCGGAAAGACCGCUCGAGUUGCAGAUGCUAUUGGGGAGGAGCAGGUUCGCUAUAAUCUGCAGCACCCCCAGGCUGCUCCUGCAGGCAUCGCCAAUGAGACAGCUGCCCAACCCCCGGCGGCGAGUAUCGCAGUCGAGAAACCGAAGCGUACCGGCUACGAAAAAUACCAGGAUCCAGGAUAUAUCCCCGACCUGCAGGCCAAGUCGAGCGUUUGGGGUCUACAGAAGAAACCAGACGCUAUGCCGGAGCCCAUGUCACAGGCCAAGAAGAUGUUGAGCUUGGAGGAAGUGGAGGCCCAGCUGCGCGGGCACGGUAUCUUGCCAGGCCAGCUUCCGGUUUCCCUGCCGAUGGGGAUGCCUGAUCUUGCGCACCUUCAGCGGGCCCAACAGCUCCCCGGGCUCCCUGAAGCCUUCGCACAGUUGCCACCGGAGUUUCUCCAGGCCCAGUUCGCGAAAGGGAUGCCACCGGCGCAGCUGCUGCACCAUCCAGCAGCCAUGGUCCCCGAGCCAUAUCCUCUUCCACCCAAUGCACCCAAUCUGCCGUUGCAUCUCCUACAGAACGCCAAUAUUCCACCGCAACACAUGACCCCUCCGCAACGCCAUGCAAUGCCUCCACUAGCGCAGCAACCCCAGCCCCAGCCACAACCACAACCCCAGCAGCAGCCCCCACCACGGCGGACUUCGCGAGGUGCGGCUGCCGGUCUUCCGCUAAUUACGAACCCUCAGCAACUGAUGCAGCUGACUGAAGAACAGCGGAUGGCUUAUCUCAUGGAGGAUGCGAAGCGGGCCAAGCGCAACCACAAGAUAUUUCUCCUCUCAAAGGGCAAUGGCCUAAUGACGCCUCAAGAUAAGAACUUCAUCACACGGAUUCAGUUACAGCAGCUGGUAGCAGCCGCAGGCAAUGUUGCGGAUGCCGACUCCGAGGCUGUCUUGGCGGAAGACUUCUACUAUCAGGUCUACAGCCAGAUUCGGGGCGCACCCCGGCAACAUCCUCACCAGCCCCUGGGCCAUUUUGCGCAAACCUACCUCCUUCAGACGGGUAACCGAAUCGGAGGCCAUGGACGGAAGAACCUCCAGAGUGCUGAUAACCACAUGCAGCGGAUGCAGCAACAGGUGCAGCGCGCGGUCGAAGCAGCGAAAGCGAAACCCAAGAACAAGCAGCUAAUCAUUGAAGGCAGCUUGGGCAAAAUUUCUUUCAGCAAUGCAAAGGCGCCGAGGCCGACACUCAACAUCAAACGUCCUGACACUUCAGAGGGAACCAAGGUGGCCAAAAAGCAGCAAACUGAUCUGAGCCUCAGCGACCGAAAGUCUAUUCUGAUGAACAUCGAGAGUGUGUACAGCACUUUGAUGGAGAUGGAAGACAUGGAACGUACGAUGCCUCCUCCGCCGGAUGAGAAUGAUGCGGAGGCUAUCCAGAAACACAUGGAGUGGCGGCAGAAGAUUCGAUCAUUGAACCAGAAAUUGUGGCAUGAUCUCAAGGUCAUGGAGCCCAUUGUUCCCAAUACCAGUACCCCACAUCCGUUUAUCGCAUUCCUUUCUUAUCCCAAGGGCAAGAAAGCCAUUCCCCGUAUCUUUCGGCACAUCGAUCAGGAACAACGGGUCACGAUUCUCACCAUGAUUGUUGUCCACCUGGACACCUUGGACGUUGUCCGAAACGCACAGCCUGUUCCCGGCGAGACCCAGCCGUCGCUUGCCGUUCGGGAGGCCAUUGAUUUGUUCUCGCAGGCUGUGAUGCCCAGUCUGUUGGGUUAUGUGAACGAGGCGCCAUUCAACAUCAUCAUCGGGCUUCUGGGGCUCGUGAUUGCACAGACCCAUGUGCAACUGGUGGCCAAGACACGCGUUGGUCUGGGAGUUCUGACCAUGUUGCUCAGCCGUGCCGAAAUUGUCAAGGAAGCAGGACAGGCGGCGGAACGGGAUUGGCAACAAUGGGUUGAAAAGUUCAAUGUGUUGUUCGACACUCUGGAGCCGAUCUUUGGCGACAUUUUCCCCGCGUCGAUCAACGCUGGUGACGACAUGUAUGUAUGGCAAUUCCUGGCGGCGGUUGGUAUUGGGGCCAGCCCAGAACAGCAGCAGCGCUUGGUCAUCGCCGUGAAGGACCGCGUGAUGGAAACGGUCACAUACAGCAAGACUCUACCCGCCGACAUGGCCAGUCAGCGUCUCGGCAAUGUGAACCUCUUCAUGCGUGCCAUUGGCCUUGAUGUGGAAUUGCUUGGCUAG
Aspergillus clavatus NRRL 1 is the source of this 2481-nucleotide messenger RNA. Its product is annotated as deadenylation-dependent mRNA-decapping factor PAT1. Gene Ontology annotation, biological process: P-body assembly; deadenylation-dependent decapping of nuclear-transcribed mRNA. Lineage: Eukaryota; Fungi; Ascomycota; Eurotiomycetes; Eurotiales; Aspergillaceae. The transcript is spliced from 3 exons. The record is from RefSeq and is a predicted model, not a curated record. Gene Ontology annotation, cellular component: P-body. Gene Ontology annotation, molecular function: RNA binding. The coding region runs from base 1 to 2481 and encodes 826 amino acids.